AUGUCAAAACGCUUCGCAGAGCCUGGUCCCUCAGCUGAGCCGGCAACGAAGCGCCGGCGGCAGGAGGACGCUGACUAUAUCGACAUCUCCGACGACGACGGCGAUGCGAACGCGCUCGUCCCGCGCGGCGCAACGAUCAACUUCUCGGCCUUGACUCGCAAGCUCAACCAGAAUCGUACAGCAGACGCGCAAGACGCGCUUGUAGCCUCAAUAUUCUCUGACCAAGAUUAUUCUUGGUUGCACCUUAAGCCGGACCAUGCUGCUCGUCCCCUUUGGAUCAGUCCGGAAGAAGAAGGUCGCAUCAUAUUGGAAGCAUUCAGUCCGAUUGCAGAACAAGCGCAAGACUUCUUGGUAGCUAUCAGUGAACCGGUGUCCAGGCCAAAUUUCAUACACGAGUACAAGCUCACACCGUACUCCUUAUACGCCGCUGUAUCCGUCGGGCUUCAAACCGAGGAUAUAAUAUCCGUUUUGAACCGACUUUCCAAGGUUCCCGUCCCAGAUUCCAUCUCCGCUCUCAUCCGCGAGCGCACGCUGUCUUACGGCAAAGUCAAGCUUGUUCUAAAACACAAUAAGUACUUCGUUGAGAGUACGCAUCCCGAAAUGCUCCAGAUUCUCCUCAAAGACUCCACUAUCCGCGACGCACGGGUGGUCUCUACCGUCGAUACCAAUAGCAAUAAGGUCGCGACGUUCACGACCGCGAAGGCGCCUACCAGGGCAGGACUGGUCAUACCAGGCACGGAAGAGGCGAAGAAGGGCAAGGAUGAUCCGACGAAGGCGACUGCCGGUGGAGACGAGGCGCUGUUCUCGAGCGUCGUUGGCGUGGAGGGAGACGAGAUCGAAGAGGACGAUGAUAAUGUGCACGCAUUCGAGAUUGACGACGCCAAGAUCGACGCCGUGAAGAAGCGUUGUAACGAGCUCGAGUACCCUAUGCUUGAAGAGUACGACUUCCGCAAUGACACGGUGAACGCGAACCUGGAGAUCGACUUAAAGCCUGCGACGGUCAUCCGGCCGUACCAGGAGACAUCGCUCUCCAAGAUGUUCGGUAAUGGGCGUGCGCGUUCCGGAAUUAUUGUCUUGCCAUGUGGCGCCGGAAAGACGCUCGUCGGCAUUACCGCCGCGUGCACGAUCAAGAAGAGUUGUCUGGUACUUGCUACUUCGUCUGUUUCCGUCAUGCAGUGGAAACAGCAGUUUAUGCAAUGGUCCAACAUCAAUGAGAAGCAGAUCGCCGUUUUCACCGCCGAGUCCAAGGAGAAGUUCGUAGGAGAAAGCGGUAUCGUCGUCAGCACCUACUCCAUGGUCGCCAACACACACAACCGCGCGCACUCAACGCAGAAGAUGAUGGACUUCUUGACGAGCCGCGAGUGGGGCUUUAUUCUUCUUGAUGAGGUGCACGUUGUCCCCGCUGCGAUGUUCCGAAGGGUUGUUACGACCAUCAAGGCGCAUGCCAAGUUAGGACUGACCGCUACGCUUGUGCGCGAGGACGACAAGAUCACAGAUCUGAACUACAUGAUUGGGCCCAAGCUUUACGAGGCGAACUGGAUGGAUCUUGCCGCCAAAGGCCACAUCGCGAACGUGCAGUGCGCCGAGGUUUGGUGCCCGAUGUCGCCCGAGUUCUACGGCGAAUACCUGCGCGAGCAAAGUCGACGAAGGACGCUGCUCUACAGUAUGAACCCGAAGAAGUUUCAGGCGUGCCAGUUUCUCAUCAAGUACCACGAGGAUCGAGGAGACAAGAUCAUCGUAUUCUCGGACAAUGUGUUCGCCCUCGAGUCGUACGCCAAGAAACUCAAAAAGCCUUACAUCCACGGCGGCACCGGCCAACAGGAACGUAUGCGAAUCUUACAGCAUUUCCAGCAUAGUCCAGAGGUCAACACAAUCUUCCUGUCUAAGGUCGGAGACACGUCGAUCGACCUACCGGAGGCGACGUGCCUAAUCCAAAUCAGUUCGCACUUCGGCUCGCGCAGGCAGGAAGCGCAGAGGCUGGGCCGCAUUCUGCGUGCUAAGCGGCGUAAUGAUGAGGGAUUCAACGCAUUCUUCUAUUCUUUGGUAUCAAAGGACACGCAAGAGAUGUUCUACAGCACGAAACGACAACAGUUCUUGAUCGACCAAGGAUACGCUUUCAAGGUCAUCACGCAUUUGGAUGGACUCGAACAGAUGCCUGGUCUUGUGUACGCUACUCCCGACGAACGCAUCGAGCUCUUGAACGCCGUUAUGAUGACGAGCGAGACCAACGCUGACCUUGGAACGGACGUGAAAGCGUCUGAAGGUGAUCUCGCUGGCACAGUGACUUCCAAGGACUUCGGCACCAUCCCUACCAACAACGUCUUCGGCACGGGUAAGGGCAAGGCGAAGAGGGCUGCGGGUAGCAUGGCGGCGUUGAGCGGCGGACAACACAUGAGCUACGUCGAACAAAACAAGAACCCGAACCGCAAGCUGGCGAAGGAGCCUCCCGCGAGGCAUAAGCUGUUCGAGAAGAAGCAGAGGGAGGAGGCGGCGAGGAAGAAGGCGGCGAGAAAGGCUGGCGGAGCGUAG
This is a messenger RNA of Peniophora sp. CBMAI 1063, 2529 nucleotides long. The record is from the annotation of a GenBank genome assembly. NCBI's taxonomy places the organism in Eukaryota, Fungi, Basidiomycota, Agaricomycetes, Russulales, Peniophoraceae.